GGAGGCGCUCCUGGGCGCUGGAGAGGGAGCAGCGUCACCCGGCAGAGCCUUUGCUGCCCUUUCUGGCCACCGCCUUUGCCGCAGCUCUCGCCAACUGGGUGCCCGCCAGAGGUUAUGGACUACAACUCCCAUCUGUUGACUAUGCUGGCUGAGGCUGAUGGGAUCAGUAGUCCAAAAUGUAUGGGAGGCACCCGGUUGGGGAAAGGUUUGAAAGAGGGUUGGGCGCAAACACCCCAACUCUGCGACUUGCGUGCAGUAUUUCGGUGAGAGUUCUUGCGGAGGCAUUGAUAGGUUGCGCCUGUCGUAGGUCUUAAUUUCUGGUUUGAUUCUCUACCCUGCAGAUUCUGGCUGUGGGCAGAUUUGGUCCUUAUUUGCUGGCCUUUGACCUACAUGUGCCUUCAUCACCGUUUUCUGCCCUUAAGGGUGCUAACGAGGCUACCAGCGGAUUUCAUCAGGUUGUAAAUGUAUUGGAGCCCUGAGGUUACCAAGGGUGAUGAUACCUGACAUUUCCUUCAGAAUCUGCGAAAGUAAAGUAAAGGCGUCCCCUUUUCUUUCCUCGGUUCCCUGUUUCCAUUUCAAUCUCUUUUCUGCCGCAAAGAUGACUUUGGUAAAAGCUGUAUAGAGGAAAUGGCUGAGGCUUGUAUGUAUAGGACCAACCUAAUCUGAAGUUUACGCUCUUCACGGCAACUACUGCCAAACUUGUUCUGGGACUUCCAGCGGCUGGCCUCCGUGCCUGGUCAACGCUUUAGCUUCAGAGACUACAGAAAGCAAGUUUGCCGAUUGUGCCGUGUGAAGGUGAGAGAGGUGAUCCGUGGCACAAAUGGGCUGGAAUUCUGAAUGCUUUUGCUAGCUUUUUUGCCUUUGCUAAUUGUGGUAUGGUUAGUGUGGACCAAAAUGGCAGACUGUCCCUCUGUGAACCAAAGAAAACUGGAGCUGGGAGAGCCUGUCCCACACCAGCCGCUUCCUUCAGAAACUCUGGAGCUUCCUACCAGUGGAUCCCCUCUGCAGGUGUCUCAGGCUCCCGGGCCACAGCCCCCAUCGGUAGGGCCCAGCCGGGCCUCUGAAGGUCUCUCGCAGUCACAGCAGCUGCCCCCUCUAAGCAGCCAGACUUCUGUGGGUGUCCCUAAGCAGCCAGAGCAUCCCUCUUGCCAGUGUAAGCCGCCAGUUCCCCGCUCUGCCUCGGAGACUUUGACACCGUCCCAGGGGCUCCCAGGCAUGGACUUAGCGAGGCCUUUGAGCCGGGUGGUCGUCCCUUCCUCCAGCCAGUCUCUGAGACAAAUGAGGUCCCUCUCGUGGGAGGAACCAGAGAUCAGCCAGGCGCAAGCGAAACGGCAAGUGAUGGCCAAGUUUGUGCUGGGCUCUUUUGAAGACUACUCUUCUGACGAUGAGCUUGUGGCCGGGUCUUUUAGGUUGGCUGGCAGGAGGAGGAGCAGCCUGGCCAGUAUCGGAUCUUCAUCCUCUGUGGAUUCCUCUUCGCUGAUCUCCCUGUCGGAGGGCAACAUGGUGAUGAGACCCAGCAUGUCAGGGCUGCAUUUGGUCAAGAAGGGCCGUGAGCAGAGGAAGUUGGAGCUCCACAGGGACUUCACAGUUGCCUCACCGGCCGAAUUUGUGACUCGUUUUGGAGGGAACCGUGUUAUUGAAAAGGUCCUGAUUGCCAACAAUGGCAUUGCCGCUGUGAAGUGCAUGCGUUCCAUCCGCAGAUGGGCCUAUGAAAUGUUCCGGAACGAGCGUGCAAUUAGAUUUGUGGUCAUGGUGACGCCUGAAGAUCUUAAAGCGAACGCAGAAUAUAUCAAAAUGGCUGACCAGUAUGUGCCAGUCCCUGGAGGACCCAAUAAUAACAAUUAUGCCAAUGUAGAAUUAAUUGUGGAUAUUUCAAAAAGAAUUCCAGUGCAGGCUGUUUGGGCAGGCUGGGGGCACGCCUCGGAGAACCCGAAACUUCCAGAGUUGCUUCUCAAACAGGGCAUAGCUUUCCUAGGUCCACCCAGUGAGGCCAUGUGGGCCUUGGGGGACAAAGUGGCUUCCACCAUCGUGGCCCAGACCGUCCAUAUCCCCACCUUGCCGUGGAGCGGAAGCGGUUUGGUGGCUGAGUGGACUGAGGAGGAGAACGAGCAGCCAAGGACAAUUACUGUUCCCCUGGAGACAUACUGGCAAGGCUGUGUGAGGGAUAUGGACGAAGGCCUGGAGGCUUCAGAGAGAAUCGGCUACCCUGUGAUGAUUAAGGCCUCUGAGGGCGGCGGUGGCAAAGGGAUUAGGAUAGCGGAAGGAGCAGAGGAGUUUCCCACCCGCUUCAGACAAGUACAGAGUGAGGCUCCGGGCUCUCCGAUCUUUGUGAUGAAGUUCUUGCAGCAUGCCCGUCACCUUGAAGUCCAGGUCUUAGCUGAUCAGUACGGGAACGCAGUGUCUUUGUUCAGCCGGGACUGCUCCAUCCAAAGGAGGCACCAAAAAAUCAUUGAGGAAGCUCCGGCGACCGUAGCACCUCCUUCUGUCUUUGAAUACAUGGAAGAGUCUGCUGUACGCCUUGCAAAAAUGGUUGGCUACGUGAGUGCGGGGACAGUUGAAUACCUCUACAGUGAAGACGGUAGCUUCCAUUUCCUGGAGCUGAAUCCCCGCCUGCAAGUGGAACACCCUUGUACGGAAAUGAUUGCCGAUGUUAACUUGCCUGCAGCUCAGCUCCAGAUUGCCAUGGGCGUGCCUUUGCACAGAAUGAAGGACAUCCGCGCCCUUUAUGGAGAGUCUCCCUGGGGAGAUGCCCCCAUUUCCUUUGAGAGCCCCAGCAAUGUUCCAGUACCCAGGGGGCAUGUAAUCGCUGCACGAAUCACCAGUGAAAAUCCUGAUGAGGGAUUCAAGCCUAGCUCUGGCACGGUGCAAGAGCUGAAUUUCCGCAGCAACAAGAACGUCUGGGGAUACUUCAGUGUGGCGGCCACGGGUGGCUUGCAUGAGUUUGCUGAUUCUCAGUUUGGACACUGUUUCUCCUGGGGAGAGAACCGUGAGGAAGCCAUCUCAAAUUUGGUAGUAGCUCUGAAAGAGUUGUCUAUCCGUGGGGACUUCAGGACGACAGUGGAGUACCUUGUGAAGCUGCUAGAAACAGAAAGUUUCCAGACCAAUGAGAUCGACACCAGCUGGCUGGAUCACCUGAUCGCAGAGAAAGUGCAGGCGGAAAAGCCAGACACUAUUUUGGCCGUGGUCUGUGGCGCACUCAACGUAGCUGAUGCUUUGUUCAGGACAUGUAUGGAUGACUUCCUGCAUUCUCUGGAAAGGGGCCAAGUCCUGCCAGCAGCCUCACUUUUGAACAUUGUAGAUGUGGAACUUAUUUAUGAAGGCAUGAAAUACUCUCUUAAGGUUGCUCGUCAGUCCCCGACCACCUAUGUGAUCAUAAUGAAUAACACCCACAUAGAGAUCGACGUGCACAGGUUGAACGAUGGAGGGCUUCUGCUGUCCUAUGAUGGCAACAGUUACACUACCUACAUGAAAGAAGAACCUGACCGGUACCGCAUCACAAUUGGCAAUAAAACCUGUGACUUUGAAAAGGAGAAUGAUCCAACCUUACUUCGCUCUCCUUCUGCUGGGAAACUGUUGCAGUACACAGUGGAUGAUGGAGGGCAUGUCUGUGUGGGUCACAGCUAUGCUGAAAUAGAGGUGAUGAAGAUGGUGGUGACUUUGACGGUGGAGGAAUCGGGCAUCAUACGUUACGUGAAACGGCCGGGUACGUUACUUGAAACAGGCUGCGUCGUAGCCAGGCUUGAGCUGGAUGACCCCACCAAAGUCCACCCGGCCCAGUUGUACACAGGGGGGCUCCCCGCUCAACAGCCUCUGCCCAUCCUCGGUGAGAAAUUGCACCAGGUCUUCCACAAUGUGCUAGAGAGCCUGAUGAAUGUCAUGAACGGAUACUGCUUGCCGGAGCUGUAUUUCAGCACCAAGAUCAAAGAAUGGGUCUGCAAGCUGAUGAAGACCCUCCGGGACCCUUCCCUUCCCCUCCUGGAGCUGCAAGAGAUCAUGACGAGCAUUUCGGGCCGGAUCCCACCAUCCGUGGAGAAAUCGAUCCGGAAAGUGAUGGCUCAAUAUGCCAGCAACAUCACCUCGAUGCUCUGCCAGUUCCCCAGCCAGCAAAUUGCCAGCAUCCUGGACAGCCACGCAGCCACCCUGCAGCGAAAGGCCGACCGGGAAGUCUUCUUCAUGAACACCCAGAGCAUUGUGCAGCUAGUUCAGAGGUAUCGCAGUGGCAUCCGAGGCCACAUGAAAUCGGUGGUGUUAAAUCUACUGAGGCGAUAUUUGCAGGUGGAGACCCAGUUCCAGCAAGCUCACUACGACAAAUGUGUGAUCCACCUGCGGGAGCAGUACAUGCCCGACAUGACCCUGGUCCUUGAAUGCAUUUUCUCCCACGCUCACGUGGCUCAGAAGAACCUCCUGGUGACCAUGUUGAUUGAUCAUCUUUGUGGCCGAGACCCUACCUUGACCGAUGAGCUGAUGGCCAUUCUGAACGAGCUCACACAGCUCAGCAAAACAGAACACUCCAAAGUGGCCUUGAGGGCUAGGCAGGUGCUCAUUGCCUCCCACCUCCCUGCUUACGAGCUGAGGCACAACCAGGUCGAAUCCAUUUUCCUCUCGGCCAUCGACAUGUAUGGACACCAGUUCUGCCCUGAGAACCUAAAGAAACUGAUCCUUUCGGAAACCACUAUUUUUGAUGUCCUCCCCAUCUUCUUCUACCACUCCAACCAGGUGGUGCGCAUGGCAGCCCUGGAGGUGUAUGUGAGGAGAGCCUACAUCGCCUAUGAACUGAACAGCCUUCAGCAUCGCCAGCUCACGGACGGCACCUGCGUGGUUGAGUUCCAGUUCAUGCUGCCUUCGUCCCAUCCAAACCGAGGCAGCAGUCCCGCCCUGAGCAGGAUGUCUGUGCCACUCAGCAUCUCGAAUCCCGACUUGGCCCGGCACAGCACCGAACUCUUCAUGGACAGCGGCUUUUCUCCUCUCUGCCAGCGAAUGGGCGCCAUGGUUGCUUUUGACAGAUUUGGAGACUUCACCAGGAACUUUGAUGAAGUCAUUUCCUGCUUUGCUGACCCUAGCCCUUCAGAGAGCCCCUUGUUCAGUGAGGUGAGGGCCACGCUCUAUGACGAAGAAGACAACAAGAACGUCCGAGAGGAGCCCAUCCAUAUCCUGAACAUUGCUGUUCAGUCGGUAGAGCACCUUGAAGAUGAGGAGCUGGUGCCGGUCUUCAGGGCCUUCGUUCAGUCUAAGAACAACAUCCUCGUUGACUAUGGACUCCGAAGAAUCACUUUUUUGAUAGCCCAGCAGAGGGAAUUUCCCAAGUUUUUCACGUUCCGGGCACGAGAUAAGUUUGCUGAAGACCGCAUCUAUCGCCACUUGGAACCCGCUUUGGCCUUCCAGUUGGAGCUGAAUCGGAUGCGCAACUUUGACCUGACAGCGGUGCCUUGUGCCAACCACAAGAUGCACCUUUACCUGGGUGCUGCCAAGGUAGAGGAAGGCACUGAAGUCACUGACUACAGAUUUUUUGUCCGUGCCAUCGUCAGACACUCAGAUCUGAUCACCAAGGAAGCCUCAUUCGAAUACUUGCAGAACGAGGGCGAGCGGCUGCUCCUGGAGGCCAUGGAUGAGCUGGAGGUAGUCUUCAACAACACGAGUGUCCGCACAGACUGCAACCACAUCUUCCUGAACUUCGUCCCCACAGUUGUCAUGGACCCUUCCAAGAUUGAGGAGUCCGUGCGCUCCAUGGUGAUGCGGUAUGGGAGCCGCCUGUGGAAACUCCGGGUCCUGCAAGCUGAAGUGAAGAUAAACAUCCGCUCAACACCAACUGCCCAAGCCAUCCCCAUCCGCCUCUUCCUCACCGACGAAUCCGGAUACUACUUGGAUAUCAGCCUCUACAAAGAAGUCAAUGAAUCCAGCACAGGGAGCAUUAUGUUCCACUCCUAUGGCGACAAGCAAGGCCCCCUGCACGGGAUGCUGAUCAAUACGCCGUACGUCACAAAGGACUUGCUCCAGGCCAAACGCUUCCAGGCCCAGUCACUCGGCACUACCUACGUCUAUGACUUCCUGGAGAUGUUCCGGCAGGCUCUGUUCAAGUUGUGGGGUUCCUCAGAAGCAGAUGCCACAGACAUCCUGACGUACACCGAAUUAGUGCUGGAUUCUCAGGGGCAGCUGGUACAAAUGAACAGACUGCCUGGAGGAAAUGAGAUUGGAAUGGUGGCCUUCAAAAUGAAACUGAAAACCCCCGAGUACCCCAAAGGCCGUGACAUCGUGGUCAUUAGCAAUGACAUCACAUACAAGAUCGGGUCGUUCGGGCCCGAGGAAGACCUCCUCUUCUUGCGUGCCUCUGAGCUGGCGCGUGCCGAAGGCAUCCCAAGGAUCUAUAUUGCAGCCAACAGCGGCGCCCGCAUCGGGUUUGCAGAUGAGAUCAAGCACAAGUUCCAGGUGGGCUGGGUGGACCCUGCCGACCCCUACAAGGGGUUCAAGUAUCUAUACCUCACCCCGCAGGACUACACAAGGAUCAGCUCCACGAACUCCGUCCACUGUGAGCAUGUGGAGGAAGCUGGCGAGUCGAGGUACAUCAUUACCGAUAUCAUUGGUAAAGAAGAAGGUUUUGGCGUGGAGAACUUAAGAGCGUCUGGCACCAUCGCUGGGGAGUCUUCUCUCGCUUACGACGAAAUUGCCACCAUUAGCAUGGUGACAUGCCGCGCCAUUGGGAUUGGGGCUUACCUGGUGAGGCUGGGUCAGCGAGUGAUCCAGGUAGACAAUUCCCACAUCAUUCUGACCGGAGCCGGUGCUUUGAAUAAGGUCUUGGGCCGUGAAGUGUACACAUCAAACAACCAGCUGGGAGGAGUCCAGAUCAUGCACAACAACGGCGUCUCCCACGUCACUGUUCCGGACGAUUUUGAAGGUGUCUGUGCUAUCCUGCAGUGGCUCUCGUAUAUGCCGAAGGACAGUCGUAGUCCAUUGCCUAUUACCACCCCAAGUGACCCCAUUGAAAGAGAAAUUGACUUUGUCCCUUCCAAAGCUCCCUACGACCCAAGGUGGAUGCUGGCAGGGAGACCUCACCCCACUGUGAAGGGAACAUGGCAAAGCGGCUUUUUUGACCACGGCUCUUUCACGGAGAUCAUGCAACCCUGGGCACAGACUGUGGUGGUUGGCAGAGCCAGGCUGGGAGGCAUCCCAGUGGGCGUGAUAGCUGUAGAGACCCGAACCGUGGAGCUGGCAGUGCCAGCCGACCCAGCAAACCCAGAAUCGGAAGCCAAGUUAAUCCAGCAGGCUGGGCAGGUUUGGUUUCCGGAUUCGGCCUUUAAAACAGCCCAGGCCAUCAGAGACUUCGACCGAGAACAUCUUCCGCUUUUGAUUUUCGCCAACUGGAGGGGAUUCUCUGGUGGGAUGAAAGACAUGUACGACCAGGUGCUAAAGUUUGGGGCAUACAUCAUCGACAGCCUUCGGCAGUUCAAGCAACCAGCUCUCGUCUACAUCCCCCCCCAUGCCGAGCUUCGGGGGGGCUCGUGGGUGGUGAUUGACCCAACGAUCAACCCUCUCUAUGUGGAGCUGUAUGCAGAUAAAGAAAGCAGGGGAGGCAUCCUGGAAGCUGAAGGCACUGUGGAGAUCAAGUUCAGGAGGAAGGAAUUGCUGAAGACCAUGAGGAGGGUUGAUGCCACCUGUGCCAGGAUGAUGCAACAACUGGGUUCCCCGGAGCUAUCUGAAGAGGAGCGCAAGGAUCUGGAGAAGCAGCUGAAAACAAGAGAAGAUUACCUCCUCCCGAUCUUCCACCAGGUGGCAGUGCAGUUUGCUGACCUCCACGACACUCCAGGGAGAAUGCAAGAGAAGGGAGUCAUUUCAGACAUUCUUCAGUGGAAAAAUGCCCGCUCAUUCUUAUACUGGCGGUUGCGGCGCCUCCUGCUGGAAGAAUUAGUGAAGGCAGAGAUCCUGAAUGCCCACAGCGAGUUGAGCAACAGCCACAUCCAGUCCAUGUUGCGACGCUGGUUCCUGGAGACGGAAGGGGCCGUGAAGGGCUACCUCUGGGACAAUAACCAGGUGGUGGUUGAAUGGCUUGAGAAACAGCUGCAAGGAGAGGAUGGGACAAAGUCUGCCGUCCGGGAGAACAUCAAGUACCUGAAGCGAGAUUAUGCCCUCAAGCACAUCCGAAACUUAGUUCAAGCAAACCCGGACGUUGCCAUGGACUGUAUCAUUCACAUGACGCAACACAUCACUCGUGCUCAGAGGGCCCAACUGGCUCAUCUCCUAGCAACCAUGGACAACCCUACCUCCUCUUGACUAUGGCAAGGCCACAGCGGGGAAGGUCACCAGCCCAUCUUCUGCCUCUUUUGAACCUGACAGUGUUGUGGCCAAGGUGUGCCACAGCUUGAUCUGCAGAGUGGUCGUUCUUGGAGCACAGCCGCAUGACAGACAUACGGAGCGGAACUGGCUGUUUCUGAGGCGGCUCUCUGACCUGCACCUAAGGAUGGCAGAAUGGCCCAUAGCAGUGAGGCCUGCUCUCAACCCAAAUUCACCUGCAAGGAUAUAUUCAGACCGCCAGCAAUAUGCCCAAGAGAAGUAGUGCUGUUUUUACAUCAAAAUUUAGCGUUGCUAUAAAAUAACAAUCCCAGUUCUCAGCCGUUGCUGCCAAUCAUCUGCCUAGAUGAGGAAGGUGUUUCUACUCGUUUAAAUUAAAAAUGUCUCUGACAGAAAUGUGCAUUUGGGGGAAAAUGCCAGCAACCACUUCCAAACCACCAUCUAGUGCCUUGACAACAUUUUAUAAUAUGUCACUCAUACUGCACUGCAGUCAGGAAAAAUCUGCAAAACCGUGUUGCAGCUUGGCAUGGCUGAAACGUUUAGCCGUUUGCCUAAUGCACAUGCCCUUUCGAUUUCCCUAAUGAAAGGGACUUUUCAGUCCUGGUCUGUCAUCCUUCCUAACACAAGGAGAUUCUGUUGGAGUCUGUCCACCUCAUGUGCUCUUUCUCCAAAGGAAAUUAGCAUGUCCAUCUUCUGUUGCAACUAUUUGCUCGUUUCCUAACUAUGGUUGCAGCGGGGCCCGAUGUGUCCUUUGCCCACCUGGGUUGGUAAAGGCUGGCCUAAUGGGUAUAAGUAGAUGCCAUGGCACUGUUAGUUGUAUUUAUUCAGUUACUUGAAUUUUCUGCAACCUGGGAAUUCAAAGUACAUUUUUAAAGGGUAUAAAAAAUCCACAGGUUGAAUGUAUCAUGGACUGCAUAACUUUGAGAGCAUAAUACGUUUUAUCCCAAUGUUCUUACAGAAAAGCAUAAAGGGCAAAAGUGACAGUUGAAGGAAAGUUUGUGUUGCUAAUCAUAUGCAUAUUCCAAAUGUUACAGUAACCUUUUAAUGUCCAAACCAGACUAUAGAGGACUAUUCAUGCUAUGAGGUUGAAGAACAUGUUGUGUUAGUUUAGUGUGUUCAGUGACAGAAGUGGAAGUUUUUUUCUAAAAGAAAAGAUAUAAUUUCCUCCUUCAAGGAGGGAAGAGCCAAGGGCAAGAUCUGUAGCUCUUUCUCAUAGGAAAGGUGUUAAUUAAUGUGCACAUUGUCACAGAGGGGACAGCCCUAAAAAGCACUGUUCAGAGAGCUAGCAAGCUCCAAAUAAAACAGCCAUGUUUACCAGAA
Molecule: messenger RNA, 9600 nt
Organism: Rhineura floridana
Lineage: Eukaryota; Metazoa; Chordata; Lepidosauria; Squamata; Rhineuridae
Gene: ACACB
Product: acetyl-CoA carboxylase beta
Exons: 55
Coding region: 838-8262 (2474 amino acids)
Biological process (GO): fatty acid biosynthetic process
Molecular function (GO): metal ion binding; acetyl-CoA carboxylase activity; ATP binding
Source: RefSeq, a predicted model, not a curated record